AUGUCGGCUACGGCAGAGGAGAAAGUUGGGCAUGUCAACAACGUCGAACAUGUCCCUCAGGAGGUCAAUAUGCUGCGAUCUCUCAGAGGUGUGGCUGCCCUCGAGGUAGCAGGUCGUCUAGAGCCUCCGGUCAAGACCAGCAAGAGGAUGAUUCAACUUUAUAUCAUGUGUGGAUUGAUGUUCCUCGGAUCCACCAUGAACGGUUAUGACGGUGCGCUCAUGGGCAACCUCCUGGCCAUGCCUGCGUUCCAACAACAGUUCGGCGCCACCAUCCUCGGGAUCAAGACUGGCAUCAUCUCCAGCAUGCUGCAGAUUGGCUCGGUAUCGGCUCUGCCUGCUGUUGGCCCUUGUGGAGAUCUGUUUGGUCGACGAGUGGGCAUCUUCAUCGGGUGUGCAUUCAUUGUCAUGGGCACCAUUCUACAGGGCACCUCACAUCACUUGAAUCAAUUCAUGGCCGGGCGCUUCUUCAUUGGGUUUGGAGGCACGAUUGCCAAUGCCAUCUGUCCCGCAUACGUGGUUGAGUUCGCCCAUCCCACCAUGCGAGGUAGGAUCACGGGAAUGUACAACACUUGCUACUACCUUGGAGCUAUCCUUGCGGCGGCUGUAUUGCGGGGUUGUGUGAACUAUACUGGCGACAAAUCAUGGUUGAUUCCAACGUGGCUUCAGAUGGCCUUUCCAUCUAUAUUACUGGUGCUUUGCCCUUUUGUCCCUGAAUCACCUCGGUGGCAAUAUUCCCAUGGCUAUUCCGAUGCAUGCAAAGCCUCUCUCAUCAAAUACCACGGUAACGACAAUCCUGAUUCAUUGUGGGUGUCACUGCAGAUGAGAGAGUUUGAAGAAGAGCUGGAACUCGACGGAGCGGACAAACGAUGGUGGGAUUAUCGUUCCCUGUUCAACUCGCGUGCCGCGUUGUACAGGGUCGUGCUGUGUGCCGUUGCCAUUUCGGCCUUCAGUCAGUGGACUGGUCAAGCUGGCGUGUCAUAUUUCCUGCCCGGUAUGCUCACAACGACAGGCAUUACCGACACAGAAACGAUUCUCGACAUCAACCUGGGGACAACCCUGAGCUCCGGGAUCGCCGCUGUGACCGGAGCAAAUCUCAUGGACCGUUUUGGCCGACGCAAGAUCCUCAUCACCUGCUGCGCGACUCUCACAGGUAUCUGGGCCAUCAUGGCAGCAUGCACAGGAGUCUACUAUCAGAAUGAGGAUGCAACCGCGGCACGGGCAUCCGUCGCUUUCAUCUUCUUGAUCGGCAUGGUCUUUAGCUUCGCAUACACACCACUGCAGGCAAUGUACCCGGUCGAAGUCCUCGCUUACGAGCAGCGCGCCAAAGGUAUGGCUCUCCAAAACAUGGCGGGAAACGCAGCGGGUCUCGUCAACAUGUUUGCCAUUCCAGUUGCAUUAAAGGACAUUACGUGGAAGACUUACUUUGUUUUCCUCGUCACAUGCGGCCUGGAAACGGUUUACUACUGGUUCGUCAUGGUCGAGACCAAAGGCCACACAUUGGAAGAGAUGAAUGAGAUUUUCCGAGCCAAGAACCCCAAACAAGCCAGUUUGAUCAAAAAGGACAAGGUCGAGGAGGCCGUGUUGAUGGUGAAGGAGGUUGCACAGAUGAAAGAGGUGGCGUAG
Messenger RNA from Exophiala oligosperma, 1623 nucleotides. RefSeq lists its product as uncharacterized. The transcript has a single exon. NCBI's taxonomy places the organism in Eukaryota, Fungi, Ascomycota, Eurotiomycetes, Chaetothyriales, Herpotrichiellaceae. Gene Ontology annotation, cellular component: membrane. The coding region runs from base 1 to 1623 and encodes 540 amino acids. Gene Ontology annotation, molecular function: carbohydrate:proton symporter activity. The record is from RefSeq and is a predicted model, not a curated record. Gene Ontology annotation, biological process: transmembrane transport; carbohydrate transport.